Messenger RNA from Naumovozyma dairenensis CBS 421, 1110 nucleotides. It is a transcript of the gene SED5, whose product is annotated as t-SNARE syntaxin. Gene Ontology annotation, biological process: intracellular protein transport; vesicle fusion; endoplasmic reticulum to Golgi vesicle-mediated transport. Gene Ontology annotation, molecular function: SNARE binding; SNAP receptor activity. The coding region runs from base 1 to 1110 and encodes 369 amino acids. The transcript has a single exon. NCBI's taxonomy places the organism in Eukaryota, Fungi, Ascomycota, Saccharomycetes, Saccharomycetales, Saccharomycetaceae. The record is from RefSeq and is a predicted model, not a curated record. Gene Ontology annotation, cellular component: Golgi membrane; endomembrane system; SNARE complex.
AUGACGAGUUUACAACCAAGGAAUAUCAGAGAUAGAACUUCAGAAUUCCAACAAAGUGUUCUAACAUGCAAGAAACGUUCCAAACAAUCUCAACAACAACAAACGCAAGCAAAUACGCAGCGUGGUAAAAUUUCAGAUUUCCAAAGGAAUGCAUCACUUAUAGCGAAUGAAAUAUCUCAAACUGCACAAUUAUUAUCUAAAUUAGCUAUAUUAGCUAAGAGGAAACCUAUGGUUAAUGAUAGUCCUGUGGAGAUUGCAGAGUUGUCAUUUUUAAUUAAACGGAAAAUUUAUUCUAUUGAGAGUAGUUUGAUUGAAUUAAGUAAAAGUAGACGAAAUAAUAAAAGCGUUGCUGGGGUAAAUGAUUUUGGGAGGAGAAACACAGGGGAUGAACAUUCUAGUAAUGUGGUUACGUUGUUGAAUACGAAGAUGAAGAAUAUUUCGGGUGAUUUUAAGAAUGUUUUGGAGAUGAGACAACAAUUGGAAUUGAAUAAUAUGGAUCGAUGGGAGAAGAUUUCUAAAGAUGAACAAUUAAAACAACAACAACAACAACAACAACAGAUACCGCAGGGACACACACAGCCAGGACAACAACGGGAGCGACAAAAUGACGGUACAAUAGAGGAUAGUAAUAAAACUGGUGGAUCCAAUGUCAUGGGUACGUCUAGCUAUAAUAGUUCAAAUCCGUUUAUGACUUCGUUGAUUAACGACGAAGAGGAUGACAUGUUGUUGACGAAUCAAAGUAAUUAUAAUAAAGAUGGAAGUGGUGGAUUGACUCUACCACAAAGUUCUGAUAAGGAGUUAUUAUUAAUGGAGGAAGGUCUUGUAAAUAAUAAUGUUUAUUUACAGGAACGUAAUCAAGCAGUGGAAACCAUCGAAUCUACAAUCCAAGAGGUGGGUAAUCUGUUUCAACAAUUGGCAUCCAUGGUUCAAGAACAAGGAGAAGUUAUUCAAAGAAUUGAUGCUAAUGUUGAUGAUAUUGAUUUGAACAUUACUGGUGCUCAGAGAGAACUACUGAAAUAUUUUGAUAGGAUUAAGAGUAAUAGAUGGUUAGCAGUUAAAAUAUUUUUCAUUAUAUUUGUGUUUUUCCUAUUGUGGGUACUUGUUAAUUAG